AUGGCGGCGGCGGGCGAUCCAUCGCGCCACCCGCACGAGCUGCCGCUCGCACCACAAGGUGAGCAGCAGCAGUGGGGCAAUCAGGAGCAGCGGCACCUGGCAGGCGAUGACGGGGCGGCCGCGACACAGCCAGACCAGCACCUGCGCGAGCACGGCGAGCUGCAGCACCCACAGCAGCAGCAGCAGCAGCAGCAGCAGCAGCAGCCGCCUGCCAAGCAGCAGCAGCAGCAGCAGGAGCAGGGGGAUGAGCAGCAGGAGAAGCUUGAGGCGCAGCACGUGGAGCAGCCGCACGAACAUGAGCAGCAGCAGAAGCAGCCGGAGCAGCAGCAGCCGCCAGGUGGGCAGCAGCGGCGGCACGAGGAGGGGCAGCAAGGGGUGGGGGAGGACGACUUGGAGCCGCAGCUCAAGUACGAGCGGCUGGGCUGCGAUGUAAAGGAUGUCCUGCAGGGCACCGACGCGACCUGCCUGGCCCUGUCUGAGAAAGUGCUUGCCCUGGGCACUGCGGCUGGCAGCAUCCACAUCCUGGAUUACUCAGGAAACGAGGUGAAGCGCUUUACGCACCACUCGGGCCCUGUGCGCCACCUGUCGUUUGACGGGGAGGCGGAGUACAUCGCGUCGUGCUGCGGGGAGAACUACGUCACGGUGGCCAACCUGUACACCGACGAGGCGAGCAAGUUCACAUUCAAGCGGCCCAUCACGGUGGUGACGCUCGACCCGCGGUACGGGUCCCGCAAGACACGCGAGAUGGUCACCGGUGACGCCCCCGCGGCGCCGGCCGGGCCGCCCCAGGGCUGCCCGCGGGCGCGCCCCCACCAGCGCUGCGCGCUGCACGCGCCGCCUGCUUCGAGCCGCGGCGGGCCCUGCGGCCUCGGCUGGCUGGGCCGCAGCGACCACGUGCUGCACCAGGGGGAGGGCGCCAUCCAGGCCGUGGCGUGGCAGGGCACCACCCUGGCCUGGGCCAACGAGGUCGGGGUAAAGGUCUACAGCUCCUCCAACCACCAGCUCCUGGGCAACCUCGGCCGCCCCAAAAACGGCCGCUUCGCGGACUGCCUGGCCUGCCGCCUGUACCUCGCGCCCGAUGAGGGGGCGGUGUACGCGGCGUGGGCGGACGCGGUGCGCGUGGCGCGCAUCGUGGCGAAGCAGGGGGACGGCGCCACCACCACUCGCCACCUGCAGGUGCCCCCUCUCAUGCCCUGA
Molecule: messenger RNA, 1197 nt
Organism: Monoraphidium neglectum
Lineage: Eukaryota; Viridiplantae; Chlorophyta; Chlorophyceae; Sphaeropleales; Selenastraceae
Product: Vacuolar protein sorting-associated protein 41-like protein
Exons: 10
Coding region: 1-1197 (398 amino acids)
Biological process (GO): protein targeting to vacuole; endosomal vesicle fusion; macroautophagy
Cellular component (GO): late endosome; HOPS complex
Molecular function (GO): protein binding
Source: RefSeq, a predicted model, not a curated record